GAGCAGGCGUUGAAACUGUUGUGACAUGAGGGCGUGAGGCUGACGCUGUUAGGUUGAUCAUGAUUCACUCCGAUGCUUUCUGGAUACUUUUAGGACACCUUCGGGAUACUUCCAUGCGUUGGUAUGAACUCCCGCCAGAAGCCUGUAGUUUAUGUAUCGUUGUCGCUUGAUUUCGGCGAAAGAGUCAAAUGAUUCACGACCUUACGAUGGAAGAGGUCCGUUGUACUGCUCGGUCGCUGUCGCUGAUUGUUGAUCGGAACAAUGGCGACUUGAAUCUCGUUGAAAAUGGAGACCACACGCGUCAUGCUAAUCAGAUCCUACGGUAUUCCACUGGUCUGACGUCACGCAGCCAUGCGGUCGCUCUGCUUUCCGCGCUAAACACUCUCGACGACGCGGCGGGGGAAAGCAGCGAGCUUCGCGACUUUUUGCAGCGAACUCGUGCCUCCCUCCAUUCGGAAGUGGACGCAUGCCAACAAGACAUUGAAUCGCGUCAUGGCUCGCAUCUGAACGCACAUAACAAUCUGCAAGGUCCGGACCUCGACAGAGCAACGCGAGCGCAAUUGUCCCCCCAUAUCGCAACAUGUCAGCAUGACCUGUCUGAUACAGUCGCCGAUGUACCGCGACUCGUGAAAGAUGGUACACGUCACCCUGCACAGUUGUCUAAUGAAGCAGAGUCAACGGCGGAUGUAGCAGUCACGGGAUAUGCCUCGCCAGCACGUGCUGAGCGCCGUCUUCUGAUUGAAGAGGGAAAUUUGGAGGCAGAUCAUUCGCAGGCUGCUCCAGUUGGAAUGGCUUCACUUGCCGGAGGGUCAGAACCACCAUCGCGAUACCAGGAAGGGCCCCCAGCCUGCUCAGAGCAAGGAACUGAACCCUCUGCAGCGUGCUUGCAACGAGGUCCUGAACCCUCUGCAGCGUGCUUGCAACGGGGAACUGAACCCUCUGCAGCGUGCUUGCAACGAGGACCUGAUUCCGCUGCAGCAUCUGAACCAGCAUCAGCUUUCAAGCCAACAAGGCAUCUUCCCGAGCCAACACAACCGCCCAGGGAAGCACAACCGCCCAGGGAAGCACAACCGCCCAGGGAAGCACAACCGCCCAGGGAAGCACAGCCGUCCAGGGAAGCACAGCCGUCCAGGGAAGCACAGCCGUCCAGGGAAGCACAGCCGUCCAGGGAAGCACAGCCGUCCAGGGAAGCACAGCCGUCCAGGGAAGCACAGCCGUCCAGGGAAGCACAACCCUUCAAACCCAUUCAACAUCCCGAGGCACCAGUCUUAGAGACGCCCUGUAGGCCUCCGAACACAGCAGCCGUUGCUGGCCCUGCAGCUGCUCCCAGCGCUACAGCUGCUCCUGAUACAGCUGCUGCUGGCGCUACAGCUGCUGUUGGCCCCUCAGCUCCCCGGCCUGCUUGCCUGUGGCUCGACGACAGCCAGAGGAGCACAGCUGCAGACACAAGGGGACCUGCUCGCAGUUCUCGAAUCGCUGCAUCCGAUGCUGGGGCUUCGGGUCGCUGUGAAGUAGGAGAGGGUGGUGGUAGGCCACGGGAGGAUAAUCCUCCAGACAUUCUUGAUGAGCUGCUGCUGCAACCCACUCAGCCUCAUAAUAAAUCUCGCACCGCUCCCUCCACGCACGCAGUGAUGACUCCAAAGUUCAAGGCUCCAAAUUUAAAAAAACCCCGUGCUACAAGAGGUCUCGCUGGUGGCGGCCAGGCCACAGUUGCUUCUCGGAACCAUGCCAAUUUGGUUGAUAAGGGCCACAAGGUGAAUCGCCUCCUUCACAAGAGCAUGAGCAACGCUCCCAAGAACCCCUCGAUACAGCGCCAGCUGCAGCCAUCCUUGAGAGUGCAAAGAAGCCGAGACUUAUGUCCUCCUCUUGCUUCGGAGCCUCAGCUGCACCCACAAGUGCGGAUGGUUCCAGGGUCUCCGAACCAGCUGCAUCCUACUCGAGUGCAGGAAAGAGAGCAUGGUGACGGGCAAGUGGAAGUGGUAGUUCCCGGAGCUGGAGGAUUGAAGCGCAAGGCAGGAUAUGAUGGUCCUUGUGGUGGUAUACCACCGCUGCAUGCCAUGGCUCCUGGGCCAAAACGCAAGCCGCUUGCUUCUAUUGAGAACGUAUGGCCUAAUGCACAUGGCAAUGCAGCUCCAAGGAGUGUCUAUAACGGGGAUGGGAGAGACUCACGGGCUGGCGCUGGUGAGGGUUUGAGGGAUGAUCUUGGUUCAGACAGCAGUCAGGAUACGGGCUUGGGGUUUCUCCUCCAGAAGGCGUCUGGCACGAAGGUGGAGGUGUCGGCUGCAGCUAUAGCAGGCGCAAUGAAGCUGUUCGGGGAAGAUGCCGCUGCUGCUGGUACGUGGACUGCUGGCGCUUGGGGUGCUGGGGGUCAAACCAGUCAGCCUCCUGCCCUUCCUGCUGCUGCUGCUGCUGCUGCUGUUACUCCUCCUCCUCCUGCUGGUGCUGCUCCUGCCGUUCCGUCUGCUGCGAUGCACAACGCACGCGAACCUUUGGGCUCUGAUGCUGAAGAAUGGCGGCAAGGGGAGCAGAGGUUGCAAGGGAAGCUGGGGAUUCAAGGGCAGCAGGAGACGCAAGGGCAGCAGGAGACGCAAGGGCAGCAGGAGACGCAAGGGCAGCAGGAGGCGCAAGGGCAGCAGGAGACGCAAGGGCAGCAGGAGAUGCAAGGGCAGCAGGAGACGCAAGGAAAGCAGGAGACGCAAGGGCAGCUGGAGAGUCCAGAAUGCAUGGCUCUAGUGCCAGUAACAGCCGCAGCAGCACUCACUACAGAACAGAAUCCCUCUCCCCUAUCACUGGUACCACCGCAACCACCAGAACCAGCACAACCACUUGCCACAGCUAGUUUGUUUCAAACAGGCCUGGGCAAGCCGGUGCGUUUCUCUUCAGCUGCUGUGGACAAGGCAUGCGCUCUGCUGGGCGUGCAACAACACAAGAGGCCACGAUUUGAGGAACCGCCACCGCCACCACCACCUGCUACAGCUAGUUUGUUCCGAACAGCGUUGAACAAGCCCGUGCCUUUGUCGUCAGCUGGUGUGGACAAGGCAUGCGCUCUGCUGGGCGUGCAACAACACGAGAGGCCGCGAUUUGAGGAACCGCCACCGCCACCACCACCUGCUACAGCUAGUUUGUUCCGAACAGCGUCGAACAAGCCUGUGCCUUUGUCUUCAGCUGCUGUGGACAAGGCAUGCGCUCUGCUGGGCGUGCAACAUCACGAGAGGCAGCGAUUUGAGGAACCACCACCGCCACCACCACCUGCUACAGCUAGUUUGUUCCGAACAGCGUCGAACAAGCCUGUGCCUUUGUCUUCAGCUGCUGUGGACAAGGCAUGCGCUCUGCUGGGCGUGCAACAACACGAGAGGCCGCGAUUUGAGGAACCGCCACCGCCACCACCACCUGCAACAGCUAGUUUGUUCAGAACAGCGUCGAACAAGCUGGUGCCUUUGUCUUCAGCUGCUGUGGACAAGGCAUGCGCUCUGCUGGGCGUGCAACAACACGAGAGGCCGCGAUUUGAGGAACCGCCACCGCCACCACCACCUGCAACAGCUAGUUUGUUCCGAACAGCGUCGAACAAGCCUGUGCCUUUGUCUUCAGCUGCCGUGGACAAGGCUUGUGCUCUGUUGGGCGUGCAGCAGCAUGAGAGGCCACGGUUUGGGCCUCCUCAAAUCGCACCACCGACACAGGUCCACGUGAGGAUUGCAGAUCUGCAGGACAAUCAGGAAAAUGAGCGGCCAUGUGUUGAGGCUUUGCGAAUCACACUGCCUACGCACAGGCCUGCAGCUCUGCUGGACGUUCAAGAAAAUGAGCAGCCAUGCGUUGAGGCUCCUCGGAUCACACUGCCUACGCACAGGCUUGCAGCUCUGCUGGACGCCCCUCAAGGGCGUGAGGAGCAGCAGCAGACCGCUCAUGCAGACGGUUCCAAUGGUGAACGUGCGCCAAUGGAGCUUUCAGCACGAAAUUCAGGAGCAGAGCAGGCAAUAGUGGCGCAGGCAUAUGGUAGCGCCAGUGUGGGGGGAGCGAGUGUAGGGGAGGGCCUGUUCCGAACAGGCCGGGGCAAGCCAGUGACCCUAUCGUCUUCAGCUGCCGUGGACAAGGCGUGUGCUCUGUUGGGCGUGCAACAGUACGAGAGGGCACGGCUCGAACCAACACCGCUCCCAAGUGCUACCGCUAGUUUGUUCCAAACAGGCCGGGGCAAGCCUGUGCCUUUAUCUUCAGCUGCUGUGGACAAGGCGUGUGCUCUGCUGGGCGUGCGGCAGCAUGAGAGGCCACGGUUAGAACCACCGCCAUCUGCUGCUACUACAGCUAGUUUAUUCCGAACUGCCUCAGACAAACCGGUGCCUUUAUCUUCAGCUGCUGUGGACAAGGCGUGUGCUCUGCUGUGCGUGCGGCAGCAUGAGAGGCCACGGUUAGAACCACCGCCAUCUGCUGCUACUACAGCUAGUUUAUUCCGAACUGCCUCAGAUUACACCUUCUGGAGCGGCAGAGGAAGAGCAGGUGCUUCGGGUUCUCUUGCUCUGCCUCCUCCUACUGCCCAUGCCGCCCCUGCACCCGAAGCACCUGCUCUUCCUCCCCCUUCCCCUCCUUCCUGGCCGCUUGCCCUGUCCCAACCCUCUGCACAAGGCGUGGCCGAGCCUGCUGUGGAGGCCCGGGCAGCUCUUGCCAGGGCAGAGGAAAUGGUUGCGAGUAUGUGGGACCUGGGGACAGGUGGGGGGGAGAGGGUUGGUGAGAGAAAGGGGGAGGGGAGAGGAGGUGUGGAAAGUUGGAGAGGUGGUGAUGGGGAUGAUGUUGGAAAUGAGAUAGGGAUCAGGGAUUUGAAUCUGCUCCAUGUAUCUCAUCGACCCAAUCAGAACGGAGCCAGGUGGAAUGCAGCCCAUCAGAAGGGAGCUGUCCGGAAUGCGGCCAAUCAAACCGAGGCAUCAUUGAGCAACUGGGUGGGCAAGUCCCUGGUGCAAAACCUUUCCCAACUGUUUACAGAAGCAGCAGCAGCCGGAGCAGCAGAAGGAACAGCAGCAGCAGGAGCGUCGCUACCCCAGAACCAACAGCAGCUUGCGAGUGGGCCCUCAAAUUCGUUCAAUCCUCACACUCCUGGCUCUUUCAAGCCGUCAUCUGAUCCAUACUCAAAAGCACCACAUCCCCGAACAGCCCAUCCUUUAUCCCGGUCUCCCUUUCCCUUGGCGAAGGGCCACACUUCCUCACACAUUUCACAGCAGCCCCCCCCCACACGGCCGCUUCUCCAGUCACCUGCACCUUCCCCACACACUCCCUCACUCGCCCAGCCACCUCCCCACCGUUCCUCCCCUCCUCUCCACCCCUCCUCCCCACUCCACCCCUGCCCUCCCCUACACCCCUCCUCUCCUCUUCAUCGGUCUGGUGGCCCUUCCCACCCUCCCAACUCUCCCAACCACCGCUCCCCCACUCCCCUCCACUCUUCCUCCACUCUCCUCCACGGUUCCCCCACUCCUCUUCAUCGGCCCAACACCACUCUCCGCCGCUCCCUCACUCCUCUACACCGAUCCCCAUCUCCUUCCACCUCCCCAUCUCCUAGACGUGCCUUCAUCCCUCCCACCUCCACCAUCCCCUCGCUCUUCUCCAAGCAACGCCCCCCUCGCUCCCGUACUGCUGGCCUCCCCCCCAUCCCCAUGCGCCCCCUCACUGAUGCCACUGAUGCAGCAGUGCCUAGUGAUGCCCAUCGGAAGUGUGGAGUGGGAGUGGGAGUGGGAUGUGUGGCUGCAGAAUGUACAGGAGACCAGAGGGCUGAUUCUGGUGCAGGGGCAGCACGUGGGUUGAGGGGUGAGGGAGAGGCAGGGGGUGCAGCGGUGAUGGGGAGGCAGAGGGGAGGGGAGCCGAGAGCACUGCAUGACAUGUACAGGGAGAAGGAUGGGAAGCCGAGGAAGCGGCCCUCCAUGGCGGAAUUCUUUGGCUACCCGCCUGGCCUUGAAAGGCUGGAGGGCAAGGUGUCAGGAGCAGUGCGCAGAAUGACAGCAGCAUCUGCCCUGACAUUCACCUUCACGGUUCAAUCUGCCGUGCAAGCAGAUGAAGCACCACAGCCAUUGCCACCACUCACACAUAAAUCUGCCGUGCAACCAGCAGAAGCACCAGCAAACUCGCCAUCAUUGCCAGAACUGCCGGCACUGCAAGCACCACCAGUAUUGUCACCAGCGUUAACGGCACUGCCGGCGUUAAUAAGACUACCAGCACCAGAAGUACCACCACCACUGCUACCAGCAGCAGAAGUACCACCACUGCUAACAGCAGCAGAAGUACCACCACCACUGCUACCAGCAGCAGCAGCAACAGCAGGACCACUGCUAUCAGCGCCAUUGCCAUCACCCACACCAUUAUCAUUACCACAACUAUUACCACCAUCGCCACCAUCACCACCGUCACCACAAUCAUCACCACCAGCGGCUGGAAGGGAUAGGCCAGAGGACUCAGAUGCGACAGAUGCGACUGUGGAAGUAGAGGAAGCAGGUGGCGCAGCAGCCGUUGCAGAUGUAGCAGCCGUUGCAGAUGUAGCAGCCUUUGCAAAAGCAGGAGGUUUGGCAGAUGUGGCAGACAUGGCUAGUGUGGCAGCUGUAAGUAAUGCAGAUGAUGCAGAAGGUGUGGCACCAGUUGCACCAUUGCUAGCGGGAGCAGAUGCUUGCGCUGCAGCAAGUGCUGCCAGUGGCCCAAGCCCUGCGAUAGAGUCACGCCUAGGUGCAUGCCCUUUGACAGAGUCACACCAAGGUAGAAGCCCUGCGAUAGAGUCACGCGCUGGCAACAAUCUAGCAGAUACAGCAGCCACAGAGGCUGGGUGCUCGAACAAAACAGAUCUUAUAGCAGCAGCUUCAGCAGCAGCAGCAACGGAAGGAGGGGAAGCAAAAGAACCAGGAACAGGGGCGUUAUCACCGCUAAAACACGAAGCAACGGCAACUUUGGCGGUUCCUGGUGCUGCAAGAGGUGGAAAGAUGGCGAGGGUUGGCCCGCAGGAGUUUCGGGACAUGCUGAUUGCCGCAGGCGCUCAGCCCAAGUUCGCCACGCGAGACUGGGUCGCCAACCACUACCGGUGGAUCGUGUGGAAGCUGGCCUGUCAGGAGCGUAGCUUCCCCCGUCGCCUGGCAGGCAGGAUGCUGACAGUGGAGAGAGUGCUGGAGCAGCUCAAGUACCGAUACGAGAGAGAAAUAAAUGAAGGCCAAAGAUCAGCUCUAAGGAAAGUGUGUGAGCGGGACGCUGCUGCUGGCAUCCCCAUGGUGCUCUGUGUCUCGGCUGUGCGCUCCCAGGGGGGAGGCAGCAAGGGAGGGGGUGGAGGAGGAGGGGCCGAGGAGGAAGUGGGUAAACGGGAGGAGAAGAGUGAUGGAGAGGAGGAGGAGGAGGAUGAGGAUGAGGAUGAGGGGGACAAGAGGCAGGAGGAGCGGCAGAGAGGAGCGCUGACUGUGGCGGGGCAAACCGCAGUGAUUGAAGUGACUGAUGGGUGGUACUGGCUGCCUGCUCGCCUCGAUGCUCCCCUCACGGACCUCCUGCACCACGGUCGGCUCUUUGUCGGCCAGAAGAUACGGGUGUGUGGGGCCGUAUUGAAUGGCUGCAUGGAGGGCCUGCCUCCACUCGAGGCACACUCAGCUUCCACCCUCUCCCUUCAUUUCAAUGGCACCUACCCAGCUCACUGGUGUACCAAGCUUGGCUUCUGCCGACAGAAGCCGCCCGUCCCAAUGGCAUUGCGCAGAGUGAAGGACGAUGGGGGCCCCAUCCCCCUCACCUGCGUGGCCAUAGCCCGGGUCUACCCCACGCUCUUCUGGGAGAAGAACUGCCGGAGGGAAGGAGACGGUGGCAAUGGUGGCGCUACUGUGCCGGGCGGCACGAUGCGCUCAGCGAGGGCUGAGGCGGUGGCAGUGCGAGAGUUUGAAACGAAGAGGGAGCAGGUAGCAGAGAGGGCGAGUCUGGAGGCCGAAAAGAAGUUGUUGGAAGAAGAGGCAGCAGAAGCAGCGGCCAGGGGGGUGAGGGGAAGUGCAGGGGGGGUAGGAGGAGGUAGAGGAGGCGUAGGGAGAAGGGGCGCGGGAGGCGGGAGAGGGGGGAGAGGCGGGGCGCUAAGGGCGGCAAUGGGGAGAGGGAGGUCUGCUGGGUUCUCGUUAGGCCGGGGCAGGGGAGGGCUGGCGCGGGCGGAGAGGGAGGGGAGUCAGCUGCUGCUGGAGUUUGAUGCUAGCGGUGACCCGGAGUCGUUCCUGCAUGGGCUGACAGGGGAGCAACGAGCUGCCAUGGAGAAAGCUCAGCUGCAGAGAGUGGAGCGAAGGAGGAGCGCAGUGCAGGAAGCGGUGGACGAAGCGCUGGCAGAAGAGGGCGUGAAGGAGAGGGACGUGUGCUCGAUGGUGAAAGUGAGGGUGGUGGGGCUCACAGGGGCGAAGAGAGCACGAGAAGAGAUGAUGGGAGACGACGGGGAGGGAGAAGACGAGAGGGAAGAGGAGGAGGAGGAGGAGGGGGAGGGGAGCAAGAGGGUGCGUCAAGGCGAAGGGUUCAUCAGCAUCUGGCGGCCGAGUGAGGAGCAGCUGCAGGAAUUGGCGGAGGGCGAAGUGUAUCUGGUGGCUGGUCUUCAGCCGUCCGCCACACGGCGAGACGCCAUUGGUUCCCUGCUCUCCCUCAACGCCAACCGAUCCACCAAGUGGCGCCGAAUGAACCGUGCAGCGGUGCAGCGGAGUCUCAGGUUCUCCUUCCCUCCUCGCCGCUGGACCCCUCUAUCUGCUCUAACGACCAUCCCCCUGGGCAGGGAAGCGGACGUGGUGGGAGUGGUGCUGGCAGUGGGCGAGCCAUAUACCGUGGGGGCGUGGCAGAGGGGGCAGUGGGUGCUGCUGCUAGAUGGGUCGGGGGAGAGAGAAAGCUGGAGUGAUCGGAGGGGUGUGGGAGGGAGAGGUUUGGAGGGGAGGGGCGGGGGAGCAGCAACGGCAGCAGUAGCCAGAGCAGCAACAGCAGCAGCAGCAAUAGCAGCAACAACAGCAGCAACAACAGCAGCAGCAGGAACAGCAGCAGCAGCAACAGCAGCAGCAACAACAGCAGCAGCAGCAUCAGCAGCAGUGGUUACAGCAGUUACAGGAUCAGCUGCAGCUCCUGCGUUAGGAGCACUAGAAGUAGCACUACCACCGACACCAGGAAGGGAAGCAUCGUCAGUACCGGCUGCGCCACCCAUGUCAGGAGCAGAACAACCAUCUGCACGUGCGCCACCUCCAGCCAUACCCCAACCCAUGCACCAGGGUCGGGGGAGGCCCGGAUUGGUUGGGGGAGGGAGGUUUGGAGCAGCAGGCAGGAGGGUGGGAGCGAGGGGAGGGAUGGGCGCAGGGGGAAGACAGAUCCGAGGCAGGGGUAGUAGCAGACAAUUGCAUACAAUUGGUCAGCUUCGGGGAUUUGGGUUGACAAGAACGGGCGAGCAGGGAGGGGCCAUGCUGAGAGAGGGAGGGGCAGGAUGGGGAAGUUCCAACGCCACACGGCCUGGUGGAUGGCCAGGAGGGGGAGGGGGGGGAAGGGGAGGAGGGGGGGGAGGGGGACCUGGUGAAUCUUCGGUCAUAGUUCCAUCUGCAUUGAAAGUGCCAGGGCUUUCUGGGGUCGGAGCAAUGGCAGUUACUGGAGGGGGAGCAGAUGCACUGGGUGGGGUGGCAGGAGGAAUGGAGGGGGGGGAUGGCAGUGCUGCUGCAGUGGUAGCUGUGCAGGUCUUGGCUGGGGACCGGGCCUUUGUUCCUCUCGAUCCUUCUCUCACGGGCUCCAUUGUGUCGUGGCGGAACCUUGUGCGACGGCCGGGCUGCUUCUUUGGAGAGGACGGGGUUUGGAUAGCAGAAGCGACAGAUGCGGCAGAGAUGUCGCUCUCUCCACAUUUUUCCAGAGAUGCUGGCGAGAGGUCGGCUGUGGAUGCCUUGGCUAAAUGGCGGAACAGAAACACCCAGGUUGUAGAAAUUUCGCGCCAGAGGUUUUGGCCUCUCUUGUUCAACGGUAGAAAAAUAUGAUUCUAGGUUUGCAUAAUGGAUGUCUGAUGAGAAUCAUACUUUCUGCACAAUUAUACAAUAGGAAGCACAGUUAAUCAAUGUACGCGGUAUUG
This is a messenger RNA of Closterium sp. NIES-67, 10045 nucleotides long. Lineage: Eukaryota; Viridiplantae; Streptophyta; Zygnematophyceae; Desmidiales; Closteriaceae. The record is from the annotation of a GenBank genome assembly.